GCUGACACAUCACAUGCUAGCUUCUUUUCAUUCAUGUACUAUUUUUCUUAUUCUAAAAUAAAAUCUAUCCUCUCUCUCUGCUACAGACUUCAACUUCCAGGCCUCCAUCAUUUCUCUUCUCCCACAAUCCUUUUUCUUCUCCACACACACACCCAAUCCUUUUUUAUGUUGAAUCCCAUUGACUAUUUCAAACCAUUGUUUUAACAAAAGUAAAUAAUUACAAUGUUUCAUCAACUCUGUUAAUGGUAUGUAGAUCUCUACACAAACUUUCACAUUUGAUUCAAAGAAGAAAAGCAAUCUUCCAUUGCAAUUUGUUUGUUGUAUUUGUUUCUUUUGUUGAAUCAAAUAUUGGUUGUAUAAGUUGAAGUUUGAUGUUGAGUUUUCUUUCUCCAAUUUUUCAUGUAUAUCGUUGGAGUUUAAGGAUCUAUAUCAAUGAUGAAUUUCUGAAAUUUUCCAAUUUUUUGUUGAGUUUGAUGUUGAAGGUUUGAAAUUUAGCUUGCUGCAAGUUUUGCAUUUUUGCUCACUCAUACCCGUUUCAAACCACCCGUCCAAACCGCGUAUCGUCCAAACCGACACCCGCCGUAACCGAGAGCUCAAAUGGACGGGAAUGGUUUCCAUUCUAUCACCCGCGGUUGUCAUCCGGAUUGAGGUUUUCGGACCGAUUUCCGACCGAACCGACCGUUGUCCACCCCUACUUACCUCAACUACAGCUUCAAUUUUGGAUUUCUACUGUGAGCCUCUUUCUCCUUCUUCUGGUUUUAAGCUUCAAUUUUUGAUUUCCACACUCAUAAUCUGUCAAUUAUCAUCACGACCCAAUUCAUAUUUUCUCAAUUAGGGUUAGUUUCAUAACUCAUAAAUCUCACAUUCAUGUUGAAAACUUUCAAAUCUUCAUUUGGGUUCAGCAGAACUCUUCUAGUUUGCAUAAAAAUCCAAUCUUUUCCACUAUGCACAACAACACCACUUGGAAAAAAUGAUGACACAGAAUGGGAAAAUUUGCUCAAACCCUAUGAUCUCAAACACCUUCAAAGAUCACUUAAUCCAAUAACCCCAUCACAGCUUUGUAAAUUGUUGGAACUUCCUCUUGAUGUUCCUACUUCAAUGGACUUAUUUGAAAAAGCUGGUUUGCAAAGAGGGUAUAUUCACUCGUUUCAUGUUUAUUAUCUUUUAAUUGAUAAGCUUGGUAAUGUUGGUGAGUUUAAGAUGAUAGAUAAGUUGUUGAAACAAAUGAAAGAUGAAGGCUGUGUUUUUAAAGAAUCACUUUUUAUUUUGAUUAUGAGAUAUUAUGGGAAGGCGGGGUUACCGGGUCAAGCUACUAGGCUUUUGUUGGAUAUGUGGGGUGUUUAUUGUUUUGAGCCGACGUUUAAAUCGUAUAAUGUUGUGUUGGAGAUUCUUGUUGCUGGGAAUUGUCCUAAGGUGGCGCCAAAUGUUUUUUAUGAUAUGUUGAGUAGAGGUAUUUCGCCGACUGUUUAUACGUUUGGUGUGGUUAUGAAAGCUUUUUGUAUGGUCAACGAGGUUGAUUCGGCUUGUUCUCUUUUAAGGGAUAUGACAAAGCAUGGUUGUGUUCCGAAUUCAAUUAUUUACCAAAUGUUGAUUCAUGCACUUUCUGAAAAUAAUAGAGUGAAUGAAGCUAUGAAGCUACUGGAGGAAAUGUUUUUGAUGGGCUGUGAACCUGAUGUUCAGACCUUCAAUGAUGUUAUUCACGGACUUUGCAAGGCUGGUCGGAUUCAUGAGGCAGCAAAGUUGCACGAUCGAAUGCUGCUUCGAGAUUUCACCGCAGAUGCUCUUAUUCAAGGUUAUUUGAUGCAUGGUUUGUGUAGGAUGGGGAAAGUUGAUGAAGCAAGGGCCAUGCUAAGCAAAAUUCCUAACCCUAAUACGGUGCUUUAUAAUACAUUGAUUAAUGGUUAUGUUGUUAGUGGAAGGUUUGAAGAAGCCAAGGAUCUUUUGUACAAAAACAUGGUAAUUGCCGGUUUUGAGCCUGAUGCCUUCACGUUUAACAUAAUGAUCGAUGGGCUUUGCAAAAAGGGGUAUCUGGUCUCUGCUCUUGAAUUCUUAGAUGAGAUGGUCAAGAAAGGUUUUGAGCCCAAUGUGAUCACAUACACUAUAUUGAUAGAUGGUUUCUGUAAGCAGGGUCACUUCGAGGAAGCUUCUAAAGUUGUGAAUAGCAUGUCAGCCAAGGGUCUCAGUCUGAAUACUGUGGGAUACAAUUGCUUGAUUGGUGCUCUUUGUAAAGAUGGGAAGAUUCAAGAUGCCUUGCAGAUGUAUGGUGAAAUGUCUAGCAAAGGAUGUAAACCUGACAUUUACACAUUCAAUUCCUUGAUAUAUGGAUUAUGCAAGAAUGAUAAGAUGGAAGAAGCAUUGGGUUUGUAUCGUGACAUGCUCUUGGAGGGUGUUAUCGCUAACACUGUAACAUACAAUACGCUGAUUCAUGCAUUUCUAAGGCUAGAGUUGAUUCAACAAGCAGAUAAGCUUGUUGGUGAAAUGCGAUUUAGAGGGUGUCCCCUUGAUAAUAUUACUUAUAAUGGCCUUAUUAAGGCUCUCUGUAAAACUGGGGCAACAGAGAAAUGUUUGGGAUUGAUUGAACAAAUGUUUGGUGAAGAAAUUUUUCCUAGUAUUAACUCUUGUAAUAUUCUGAUCAAUUCCUUCUGUAGGACUGGAAAAGUAAAUGACGCUCUUCAGUUUCUUCGGGAUAUGAUUCAGCGUGGUCUGACACCAGAUAUAGUCACUUAUAACAGCCUGAUCAAUGGUCUUUGCAAGAUGGGCCGUUUUCAGGAGGCUUUGAACCUUUUUAACGGGCUACAAGCCAAAGGAAUUCACCCUGAUGCUGUUACGUAUAACACAUUGAUCAGUAGGUACUGCUACGAGGGUUUGUUUAAUGACGCAUGUCAGCUUUUAUUCAAAGGUGUGAGUAAUGGUUUCAUACCUAAUGAAAUCACUUGGUCAAUAUUAAUAAAUUAUUUUGUAAAAAAGCAUCAAAGGGAGUAAGACCUUGGUCUAUGUUUAUUUGGUGGAACAGAGAGCUUCAUCUCGUUAAAAGGCCAAUUUGGUGUUUUAAAACUCCUGCCAUAAGAGAUUCACUGUAUAAUUCUCGUUGAUUUGAAUUGUCUGAUAUAGUAAUUCUGAUUCUGAGCAAUUUACUAUUCUCAUGGGAAAUUGGGGCUUUUGGCUAGCCGCUAUUAUCCGCCACGUUUCAUCCAUAGGAUGCAUUGCCAUAUUUAUGUGGCAGAUUUUUGGCUUUCCACCAUCCAUCAUCAAUAAUCUUCACAUAGCGGUAAGUGGAAAUUUUGCUGUAGAUACAUCACUUUUGAAGGAUUUCGUUUUUGCCAUACAUAACUGCACGUUGCAAGAGCUGUGGCGUCGAACUCUUGUGUUAAUUUUUUUUUUUAAAACCUUACCAAAUUUUUGUGUCAGAUGAAAUCUCAAUAAAUUAAUCAUCUGCUCCUUCUCAGUAAAUGUCAGAGUUUGUCAGACUGCAAGUACGUUGAUGGCAGAAGCAAAUGUAUUGUUUCAGCAGAUUUUGUGCUGCUGAGAAUCAAUUGAGUUCAAUUUUUCGUCAUUGUGGGGUAAGGGUUUUGAUUUGAAUUUUUUGUUUUUUCUGAUUUUCUUUGAUUCCAUUGUGGGAUAAGGUGUUUGGUAAAAUGCCUACGAGAAAAAUCUGGUGUUUAGCAUCACAUGUUUUUUGGUAAGAAUUAGAAGACAAAUGUUUUACAACAUGUGUUGCUCAUAUUAUGAUAGAUACAAUAAUAUGUCAUGGACAUAGUUUUGAAAGUGUUUGAUAAAAUGCCCAUGAGAAAAAUCUACCGUUUACUAAUUUUAUUUCGAUUGUUCAGAGAACAAACAUCCAUCACAUGAUAUAUUUGGAAAAAUCUUUAUAUAUUAUACACCGGCCAAUCUGAUUUCACUUCCAACGUAGCAGUCAUCGGCAUAGGUAGAGUGCACGAGUAUCUGCUUCUAGUUAUUUCACAGAUUGCUGCCACCAUUAAGGUAAGGAUACCUUAUGACUAUUUUUUGGAUUGCUGCCACCAUUGUUUGUAUUUGAGCAUUUUCUUGGGUUAGCUCCUUCAGUACAACAUGAAAUUAGAGUGGAAAUUUUUUGCCAACAUUGAUUUGAAAGAUAUUAUUUUAUAAAUAUUAUACUUAUGAAUUCAAAAUUAGUGACUUACACCUACAUGUGGGUGUAGCCAUGCAGGUAAAGUUCCUAAAUGUCUUUAGGAUCAAGGCUUCCUCUUUUCAGUUUGUAUGAAUCUUUUAUAGGGUCAAAAUAGACGCAUUAAAUUUACAAAUCACCUUUCUUAAUAUAUGCGAAAAAUGUCAGACGAACAAUGGCAUGCCGAGUUCAAACAAGUCUAAGGAGGAAAAUGUUACGGUGUGAGUUCUUCAUUUGCAGUUCAUUUAAGUUCCUGCAUGUGUUGUUUCUGAAAUAGAUUGUUUUUGUUAAACUGAAAUAGGUAAUUUUUUUGUCAAAACUUAUCAUUUUCAAGCUUCCUUUGUUACAGCUUCUGUUGCUCUUGAGAUUUCAUGUUUUAAAGGUUAUAGUUUUCUGCAAUAGCUCUUGAUAUUUAUGUUUUCUGCAAGAGGGAAUCCUUGAAAGUAUUUAAAAAAAGAAGGGACACCUUUGUUAAAGUAUUCUCUAAUAGCUCUUGAGAUUUAAGUAAAGAGCAUUUGAUCUUUGAUUUUUCGGUUUAAGCUUAAGUAAAAAUAUUUCUUUGAUCUUUCAUGGUUGUAAAAAAAAGGCAUAAAAGAAAUUAGGCUUAAAUAUGUCAUUGGUCCCUGCACUUUCACCAUUUUUUGGCGUUGGUCCCUGCACUUUCUUUUGUUUGGCAUUGGUCCCUGCACUUUGUAAAAGAUUUGGCAUUGGUCCUUUUGUUAACUUCAAGUUUUAAAAAAAAUGUUUAAUCUAACGGUGUGCCACGUGGACCAGUUAUUUCACGUCACGUGGCACACUAAAACACAAAAUUUUCAUAAUUGAAAUAAAUAGAAUAAAAUAAUUGAUUUUUAAUAGUUUUUAUAUUACUAUUAUUAUUACCAAUAACGUAAUAGACAUUGUCAUUUUGCUGAUAAGAUGUGGGUUAUUUGAUGUCUUAUAUGUGCAGGCUUUGCGGGAUAGAUGUAGAAAGCAUGCAAUGAAAUGACGAAAGGCAUUGUUUGAGUGGACACAUGUUAAAUCUGUUUUUUUAUAUUCUUUCCUCCAAUUUAUAUACUUUAACAUUUCUUUAGUAACAAACAAUGGGUAUGAUUCAGCUGUGAAGUUUUUUUUUUUUGAGCGAGCUGUGAAGUUGUUAGAGCUUAGAAAUGAUUUUUCAUCUAUUUUAUGAAAGAGAGAAUCCAUUAAAAAAGUUUUAAAAUAAUAUUGUUUAUUUUUUUUUUUAUAUUUUUAAGUUUUUUUUUGCAAUUGAUAAGUAUUGAGAGCUAGAGAAAUAUUAUGAAGAUAUUGUGAAUAAGAAUGAGUGUACUCAUGUUGAGCAAUUUAUAAGUAUUGAGAGCUAGAGAGAUAUCUUUAUUAAUAUAUCUUGAUUAAGAUAUCUUAACAAUCGUGUCAUUGUAUUUAAUAUCUUUGAAUUUGUGUAUGUUUGCUUUGCAUAUAGUGUCAGUGCUCAUUAUAACGCUUGCAUGCAAUGUGUUGGCACUGCUAGCUUCCAGAUGUUAGCGCAGUUACACAGUUACUUAUAGAUCUCGAAUAAUAAUCUAAUAACAGUUGCAGAGUGAGUUAACACUGUUGUAUGAAAACUAUACAGUGUAACAGAGUUUUGAAUCUAUGAUAACGUUCAGCCUCUGUUUAUAAAGCUGAUGCAUGAUUGUACUGUAAGCAUUUCUUAUCAAGACUAUGCUCAUUUCACUAAAUUCUCAGACUCCCAAAUUCUCUCGAACUUGGUUCUCUAAUAAGGUAGUAUCAAGAACCGAUUUUAAUCCAACUACAUGGCUUACAUUAAUAACCCACCACCUCUUCUGUUACCAUUGGUGGGUUCUCCGGGGAUGUACAUGACAUAUUUCCAUGGUAUGUUUUUUACGGUAUGUGAUCUAGCUGUUCCAGUGUUGACCAUUUCCAUGGUAUGUUUUUUUUACUUGUUGGGAUGUACAUGACAUAUUGACAUCUCAAGGUCAAGUUGAUUGUUUUCCAGUUAGUGUGCUCCAGGUGUCAAAGAUGGUGAAUAUAAAUUAGUUAUCCAUUUAUGUUGCUCUUUGAAGUGCUGAACCUGAGAAAUAUUGGCAAUUUGAAUGUAUACUCUGCUUCAAACAUUAUGUAGUAUCAUGAUCAUUUUCUGCUUCAAACUGUGGUGAUACCAUGGCCAUUUUCUGCUUCAAACUGUGGUUGGAUUAAUUGCCAUUGUCAUUUUCUGUUUCAAACUGUGGUUGGAUUAAUUGCCAUGGCCAUUCUCUGCUUCAAAGUGUUGUCAGAUUAAUCGCCAUUUCCAUUUUCUGCUUCAAGCUGUGAUGGUACCAUGGACACUGAUUUUCUCCUAAGUUCAAACAUGAAAACUUCAACUUGUGUGGAUGAAUCUGGCCUCUUGCAGUCCUCUGAAAAUGUGGACCAAGCAAAUACACCAACCGGAACCUUUGUCAAGGUUCAUAAUAAGUCAGGGUCCUUUGAGAAUUGAGAGGUCACUGCAAAUUUUUAAGUUCACUAGCUAUGAUGAGCUGCGCAGUGAGCUGGAGGACCCCAAGACUCAUAAAUCAGUCUGGUAAGUUGCUAUAAUGAGCUAUGCAAUGAGUUGACUCACUUGUUGACAGAGAGACUGAUAUUCUUUAAUUGUUUUUUUCAUUGAUUAUUGAAUUGAGUCUUCCUUAAGAUUUACUGCACUUCUGCAUCCUAAUAGGGAAUAGUCCAUGUUUUUCUUCUAUUUGUUUUGUUCGUUGAUGUGGAGUAUAUGUUUAUUGCUUUGAAACCAAAGAAAUUGUAGGCAAUGCAGAAGUAUUUGGUAACUUGCGUGUCAUCCGAUUCCUAAGUAGUGGUAGGUAGGCUAGAAGAGAAAUGCCGACUGAAAAAAGAAUUAAGCAAGACAUGUUAUAGUUUAGACCUCACUCUGUGGUGCAUUAUCUUUAUGAUAAUUCUCAAUUUCCAAUUUUUUUAUGGCUCAAACCUAACGAAUUUCAUAAAAACUCAUUACUGUUCAUAUGUUUCAUUUGUGUAUUUGUAUAUGCUGUUCUUUAGAUUUUUGACAGAUUGCUGCUUCAAUUAGCUUGUCAGAAUUGCUCACCAACACUUGUGGACUUGAUAAAUAUGUUUAAAGGUUGUAAUUCAAUUGUAUGAUUUUCUGACAAUCUUCUAAGACUGUAAAACAUGGCUACAAGAAAAGGGCUGAUUCCAAGAAAAGAAUAAGGCUGAGGGGUAUAGGGUUCAGCUUGAUCAAUUCGAGAAACAAGUUAGUGAAGCAAAACAGAAAUUGAAAUUCAAGAUGUCUGCAUUUAAAGCGGUGACCAAGAAGGUUUGAAUUUAAAAUGCGCCAAAUAUUAGCAGAGUAAAGAAAAGCCGAAUUAGGGAUGGCAAAAGCUAAUGAAAAGUUGGAGGAGAUUGCACUUGUUUGUGGCAAAAGCUAAAGAAAUUUUUGAAACUAUGCAAUUGGUUUGUCCAGCUGCAGAUUUCACUUGUUUUCUUAAAUGUAAUUUUUUUUCUUUCAUCGUGUUGUAAGCCAUUUUCUUAUACAAGGAGCAUAGUUAUGCAUUUUUUUUUCCUUCAUCUUAA
This is a messenger RNA of Medicago truncatula (barrel medic), 7678 nucleotides long. Its product is annotated as pentatricopeptide repeat-containing protein At5g64320, mitochondrial. Gene Ontology annotation, molecular function: protein binding. Bases 868 to 2982 code for a protein of 704 amino acids. The record is from RefSeq and is a predicted model, not a curated record. The transcript has 2 exons. Lineage: Eukaryota; Viridiplantae; Streptophyta; Magnoliopsida; Fabales; Fabaceae.